Messenger RNA from Fusarium venenatum, 1032 nucleotides. Its product is annotated as mitochondrial 54S ribosomal protein mL54. The record is from RefSeq and is a predicted model, not a curated record. NCBI's taxonomy places the organism in Eukaryota, Fungi, Ascomycota, Sordariomycetes, Hypocreales, Nectriaceae.
AUGCCUACUCCCGAGUCCGAGCAAUUCAAGGCCCAGAAGCCUACCGUCGCUCCCACCUUUAACGGCGUCGACUACGAUGAUACCAAGGCCUUCAAGGCCGCCGAGGAUGCCCUCAUUCGGGAACAAUGGGUCGGCGCCAUGAUGACCCGACUUGUUGGUGAGGAGCUGAACAAGUGCUACGUUCGUGAGGGUGUCAACCACCUCGAGAACUGCGGCCACCUCCGAGAGCGAUAUCUUCAAUUGCUCAAGACAAACAAGAUCAAGGGCACCAAGUUCUUGCAACAAAACUAUGUCGACCAGAAGGAACAAGAUCUUGACCUGGCGGCCAAGGUCCACACAAGCGACAAGAUCGCCAAGAUGAACCAUGACCGAUUCUCUUCCACCUCCAAAAUUUCUCCAGAACCUCGAGCCUUGUCACACUCCAACUACCAACAUCCACCGGCAAUCAUCAUGUUUUGCACUCGGUGCCUGCGCGCCACUGCCCUGCGGCGGUCACAGCCCAUCUUUCGUCAGUUCACGACGACGACGCCUUUCCGAUAUGCCGAGCCCACGCUUUCGACCCCCGUUACGGCACCUGGCGAGACCCUCAAGGAUGCUCCUGCCCCACGAUCAUCAUGUGCACCCGGAACUGUUCUCAGCGGACUGAACUACACCAAGACUGGGCAGGACCCUGUUGCGAAACAUGACGACGAGUACCCAGAGUGGUUGUGGAGGUGCUUGGAUGUGAAGAAGAAGGACGCUGAUGCGGCGGACGCAGACGCUGGAGACGAAUUCUCAAAAUCCAAGAAGCAAAGAAAACUGGCAGCAAAGCGUCAAAAGGCUCAUGAGGCCAAGCUAUUGGCCGAAGGCAACCUUGAAGCCUUAGCUCCCAAGAUCCCUAUCCAGCAGCAGUCUAUCAACAUUCUUGGCGAGGAGAACAAGGGUGUUGAACACAACGUUGAGGCCGCACAAAAGCGAGAAGAGCUCAAGAGGGCGAUGCGAAAGGAGAGAAAGGCCAAGAUUAAGGAGACCAACUACCUUAAGUCUAUGUAA